Messenger RNA from Spirometra erinaceieuropaei, 2236 nucleotides. NCBI's taxonomy places the organism in Eukaryota, Metazoa, Platyhelminthes, Cestoda, Diphyllobothriidea, Diphyllobothriidae. The record is from the annotation of a GenBank genome assembly.
AUGUUCAUAGGUAUGCGGUAGCAUGGCUACUGCAUCCUAUAAAUACCGCAGCCCCUUGUGCAACAACUACCCGUUUAUACUUUUUUGGCUCUGAUGAAGGAUUCGAGCAGGAAUCUGAAACGUCAGGCUAGUAAAGCUCUUGUCCCGGCGAUGGUGUCUCCUUCUAACGUCACAGCCCUCAGGAUGUUGCCGUCUUAUCAAAAACAGUAAUUGACAGGCUAAAUAGCUUGUUUGUAAGCCAACUUUUUUACCUCUCCUUCCUCCCCCCCUUUCUCCCUUUCCUCUGCUGAGAUUUGGAAGAAUCUUCCCAUUCUCGAGUAUUGUUGCCCAUUCUUUUGUUUGAUGAAUGAAGCCAGUCGUUUAAAAAUCGAAAAUGUCCAAAGACGUUUUUCUUAAAAAACUUUUAGACAAGGAACAUCCCAAUAUCUCCUAUUCAGAUAGAUGCCAGGUAAUUAAUCUAAAAUUUGUAUGGGUUCGAAGACUAGAAGCGGGCUUCUGUCUCCUCUUUCGCAUUAAUUAUAAUUCAAAUUUUCCUCGGAUUUCAGCAUUUACCCUUAGUAUUCGCCCAUACAAUCUUCGCAAUUCGUCUCUGAUAAUACCUCCUCCAGCGUCCUCCAUCUCUCAGCGCUCCCUUUUUUCGCUUCCAGAUAUACUUCUCUCUGGAAUAACCUUCCAAUUAAUAUAAGAUCUUCAGAAAAUCUACACACCUUUAAGAAAAGGCUACGCCUUUAUCUGAAUACUGACUCGAUUAAACUUUUAUUUUCCUCAUCCUUCCCAGACAACUUUUGCUAUGACGCUGAGAAAGGGCCACCAGGAAUUUAGUAUGCCGCCAUUAAAUUUCCGUAUCUGUUUACAUUUCCUUCCUUUAUGCGUAGUCACGCUUCCUAAGAUCCCUCACCAGAAAUGUUAAUUAUUCCAAUUUUUCAGUUCAUGCAUCGUACCCUCACAGAAUGCGCACCAUCGAUGCUCUUGGCGAAACCUUCUGUAUUCGCCAUAUACUAGUAGUCUGGUCGCAUCUCCCUUGCCCCUUCCUCGGAUAGACUCGGUUGAAUGUAACCGACCCCAUCUGGGUUCCUAUCAGCUCGAGACUGGUUUUCAAUUUCGCCACUUAUUUGUCUUUUUCAAGGCCACAUAAAGACCAGUCCUGACCGACCCGCCUACUUACCCCUUUAUGAAAUCCGUUAUACAAUGCCAUAUAUAACUGACAUUUAUUUCGGCCCUGUUGAUGUCCGACUAUAUUCCAUUCUAUACCGCCAAAUGCAGGCCAGUCUUGCCCGCAUUUUUCUGAUUCUAUUUUUUCGGUUUUUUUCUCCCCUUAAAUUAAUCCAAUCAUUUUUAAAUUUUCAAAUGGAGUUUUUUUUCCCCCCCCGCUUAUCAUUUUGCUUAACGGACUUCUAAUCUCAAAAACUAUGUAUUGCACUUUGUACAGAUUUUACCUACCUCGUCUUAAAUUCGCAUGUUAAUUUAUUUUACUUGCUCUGAUGGGACCCCGACGGGUCUUUAAUAGAAAUAAUUAAAUUAAAUUAAAUUAAGCGUCUCACUUGCCACCGUAACAAACUGGUACAUGUGGAUGCUGAUUUAGGCUCCUUAAAUAAAAAUUUUAUUUUUAGUCGCAAUGACUGCCAUCUUUCUUCAGAUGACAUUCCCCUAUCACCAUGUACAUUCCAACCUGUGUCUGUGGUAACAGUAGAGAAACACCUUAAAAAGGUCCAUAAACCAACAGCUGCCAGACCGGACGGUGUCUCGCUUUUUCUUCUUCAAUCUUGUAGUUCUCAGAUAACCCCUAUUUAACGCACCUAAUGAAUAUGUCUUUCAUGGAGUGUAAUAUUUCCCGACGCCUGGCGUACAGUGAGAAUCACUCCCAUCCCUAAAAAACCGCUUAUUUUGGUCCUAAAUCGUCUUCUCCAAUAGCCUGCUCCUCCACAAUUCCAAAGCUUGCUGAAAGAGUUGCCCUAGAUAUUAUAAAGCCUUUUCUUCCAGUUUUUACGACCCUUUACAAUUUGCAUACAUAGCAAAACACAGUACUUUAGAUGCGGUUGCAAAUGAGGAUGAUGAUGAUGAUGAUGAUGAUGAUGAUGAGGAUGAUGAUGAUGAUGAUGAUGAUGAUGAUGAUGAUGAUGAUGAUGAUGAUGAUGAUGAUGAUGAUGAUGAUGAUGAUGAUGAUGAUGAUGAUGAUGAUGAUGAUGAUGAUGAUGAUGAUGAUGAUGAUGAUGAUGAUGAUGAUGAUCUUAUUUAA